AUGUCUAACACGGCCUCCACCUUGCUACUCAGAAAACAGCUGGCUGGUCCGUUUAAUAUUUCACAUCUAUCUUACCUGUUUAUUUCCAAUUUCUACCAACCAUUUUCUUUUCAGAGCUCAACAAGAGCGGCCCUGAAGGCUUUUCCGCCGGCCUUAUCGAUGAUGACAAUAUUUUCAAGUGGCAAGUUAUGAUAAUGGGUCCGGCUGACACUCUUUAGUAAUUUGAGACCAUUUUUUUAAUAACUUAUAGUGAUGGUGGCUGCUUUAAGGCAAUUUUGGAGUUCCCGCAGGAUUACCCUAACCGUCCCCCCAAGAUGCAGUUUGUUACUGACAUGUGGCAUCCUAACAUUGCCCCAUCCGGAAAUGUAUGUAUAUCCAUUCUUCAUGAACCAGGCGAAGAUCGUUGGGGCUACGAAAGACCUGAAGAACGGUGGCUUCCAGUGCACACUGUUGAGACUAUCAUAA
Molecule: messenger RNA, 465 nt
Organism: Spirometra erinaceieuropaei
Lineage: Eukaryota; Metazoa; Platyhelminthes; Cestoda; Diphyllobothriidea; Diphyllobothriidae
Source: the annotation of a GenBank genome assembly